Darwinula stevensoni is the source of this 2892-nucleotide messenger RNA. The record is from the annotation of a GenBank genome assembly. Lineage: Eukaryota; Metazoa; Arthropoda; Ostracoda; Podocopida; Darwinulidae.
AUGCAAAUCGACGAACCACCAGAACCGAAGAUGGCGGCGACCGAGUUCAGCACAGGUCGAACGAUCUUCGUCCUUGCAAUUGUGGUCGGCUGUUUUGCUGUCCUCUGGCCGAGGGUCUUUUAUCCAAUGCUUCAAGCGUCUAUUGGAGGAGAGCGAAGUUCUGAUUUACCCGACACAGCGUGCAUGAAGAUUUUAUUCAACACGGAUCUCGAGAGUAUUCAUUUCUGGGAGCUAUGUAAGAUCAUCAUGGAACGACACAAGAGGACCAGUGUGAGUCAUCGCAUUCUGCAUGAUUACAGCAUGGCACAAGACCUCAUCAUUCUAUGCAAGAAGGAAGUACUUGAAACAUGCAAUGUGGAACUGCGUGAACCCAUUGUGGAUGACUUCUGGCAGUCCAUGUCAAAAAUAAGAGUAGAUUAUGGUGAUUUAUCUUGGAACCUCACUCAAUGUCUCAAGAAUCAUUAUGACAUUGAUCGUCGAGAUUUGGGAGACUUGGAGAUGUUUCAUUGGAACAGGUUGAAACCCCAUUUGAGGCAGGAGCGUACCAAAAGCACACCAAAUGAGUUUAUGCACCCAGCAAUGCGUGAACGUGGUCAGGCCAUAAGGGCUCAUGGUGAGAAACAGCAGCGAGUUCCUCAGCCAGGCAUGAGACCCACAAUUGGAGGACCUGGGCAUAUUGUCCAGCCUCAAGUAAAAGGCAGUGGUACUAUGGGCAUUGUUAUGCCUGUCUACACAGUUGGCAUUGUCAUCUUCUUUGUCUACACCAUCAUGAAGAUUCUCCUCAAGAAAAAUGACCAGAAUCGGACACCCCAGGUGAUGGACUUCCACAUGGACACAGAGCACAGGAAGUAUGUGUUCCCUGAGGAAUAUCAGUACCAGCAUGACAGAAAGCCUCAACCUCCUGCUACGACAGAGCAGAAGCAGAAGAUUGAGGAUGUAGAGAUAAUGGAACUGAGGAAACGCUUAGCUGAAACCGAAGCAGCAAUGGAGCGCAUUAUGCAACAGAUAGGCUCUGUCACUGACAGACUCUCAUCUUCUGCUAUGGCUGAGUUACUUCAGGAAGCCCAAGGACUAACUGAACAUUUUAAGGCAUCUCUGGAAGAAGCAGAAGUUGACCAAGCAGACCUUGAUGAAGGAGCAAUAUCAGAAGUGCCUGAAGAGGAGAUGCAAGGAAGCCCAACUGUAUUGAGUCCAGCUCCACAAAAGAGGCACAUCCAAUUUGCUGGAGUCCCUCCUAUGGCAGGAGAAGAAGAGAAAGAAGAAUGCAAAGAUGAAGAGAGAGAAGAAGAGCAUGAUGAGGAGGAGGAAGGAGAGGUAUCUAACAUCCUGAUUGAUACUCCAUUAUCAUCUGACAUGUCAUUCCUAGUGUCAGAAGCAGAAUGUAAAGCCUUACCAGUGGAAGAGCCUACCCCCCAUGCUGAUGAAGAAACAGAUUAUGGAACUCCAGUUGUUUUGAGUGGAAAGAUGACCAUCUCCUUCUUGACCACUCACCCAUCACUUGAUGAGGUCACUGACUUUGGGGAACCAUUAUCCAUGGAAGCUCCCAAGCCAAGUCCAGGUCCCCCUUCCCCUGAAUGCCUAUCUGGAUAUGCCCAAUCCAUGAUCCAGUCCUUCCUCAAUAGUGCUAUGAAAGAAUCCAUUCAGGCUCUGAAGGGGACAGAGGUUUCUCUUGAGGAAGAAGACACUGGAGAGGGGAGAGAUUACAUGGGGAGGAUGGAAUUAUGGGACAUAAAAACUCCCUGGCUCAUGGAUGCCCAAGCCCAGAAUAUGGACACCAAAUCCAGAAAGAGACCGCGGGGCCGGCGUCGUUCUUUCCUCACUCCUACGUGCGAUGGAGUGAAGAAAUCUCUGGAGAAUCUCCUGGGAUUGAGCAAGUCUUCCCUUUUCAUCCAGACUCAGGCGACUGAGGAAGACAUACUGACCAACAACAGAGCCGCACGUACUGUGGCUAAAUCCAUCUUGGAAGAUGGGCCUCGGUUGGACAUUCUCGAGUUCUCGGGUUCCAAUCCCGAGCCGUUUCCUUGCUUCCACCGUCUGGAUUCCUUUCCUACCCAGGAAUUCAUCCUCCCUCCGAAAUGCCGUUUCUUCAACUGUGAUUUGAGAACCAAAUCAAAUAGUCUGUUCCCCGAGGAAGCCUUCGACGUCAUUCUCAUGGAUCCACCUUGGCGUAACAAGCACAUUCGGCGAGUUAAGAAGAGGAAUGUGAGUGCAGGAUACAAUCAACUGAAGGGGGAAGAUGAAAUCCUGGAUGCAGCGGAGGUGAAUCGAUGGGGGAAACCGGGGUGUCUUUUGGCCGUUUGGUGCACCAACAAUGAAAAGCUCCUCAAGACUCUUCGUGAAACCCUUUUCCCAAAGUGGGGAUUCACCUUUCAAGCCCAGUGGUUUUGGUGCAAGGUGACUCGGAAUGGAGAGCCUGUAGUGGAUUUUGGGGUGAGAGAGGGAAAGAAGCCCUACGAAAGGCUUCUUCUGGCUCGAAAGACUACUGAGCAUGUUCAUGAAUCUUCUUGGAAUUCGAUCGAAGAUGGCAAGAUCCUUGUCAGCGUCCCUUCCGCCAUCCAUUCUCAUAAACCUCCCAUCCAUCGCCUCCUAGAGAGGUACGUAAAUGGAGGUUUGGAAGAGAGCAGGUGCUUGGAAGUGUUCGGUCGAUACCUCCAUCCUGGAUGGACGACUAUCGGGAACCAAGUUCUCCUCUUACAACAAACGUCAUGCUUCCAUGAGCUGCGUCAAUAAAUGAUGUUGCUUAGUUCCCAAUCACGAUAAGAGGAGUGAGAGGGCAGAGGAGCGAGUGUUCAACAAGAUUCCUUCGAGACACAAAUGAUCUUCCUCAGACACUGAAAUUUGUUUGUGAAAUUAUCUCUGGGAUGUCCAUUCUACUAAACGCGGGAACCAGGG